AUGGAUGUUGAGCAACAGAAGCAAAAGCAACAGCAGCAGCAUCAAACACAAGAGCAAGAACAAGAGCAAGAACAAGAGCAAGAGCAAGAGCAAGAGCAAGAGCAACCACGAGAGGAACAGCAAGAAGUUCAACCCCAGCAACCACGGCAACAAAACAGAUGGAAACCUUGGUGGAAUUCUACCGCUGACGAUCAUGUAGACACAGGAAGAAUUGCAGAGCAAUCAACUGGAUCUGAAAGGAGUAAUUCGACAACAAGAUUUCAAGAUGGUGUGAACUCAAAUAAUGACAAUAAGGGGAUAUGGUCCAAAAUCGCUUCUUUUGCAACUUCCAGAUAUAGGAGUGUACCGAUUGUUGUUGAUGAUAAUACCCGGUAUUCUCAACUGAAUACUGAACAAAUCAACUUUUUGGAAAAUGAGGCUAAGGAUAUAAUUUCGAAAAAAUCGAAAUCAUGGUGUUGGUACGAAGCAAUCCCGAAUACAUUAACCUCGUCAAACAUAAUUGAUUCGAUAGAUACCCCAGGAAUAGUCAGUGUGUCUGGCACGGGAUCCGCCAAGUGCCCGUUACCAUUAAAUAAGUAUCCUGGUGAGGGAGGUAACCCUGGGUAUAAUGUAUUUAUUAAUGAUUCUUUGAUCUUACCAUCGGAUAAUCCUUUGAAUUUUUUGCACGUCCAACCACUUAGAACUAAGGUAUUGAAUACUAUCAAAAACUAUUAUAAUUUCCCGAAUGAACCACAUCUCUAUCUAAGACAAAGAAGAACUGCAUUACUGAAGGACAAGAGAAUUAUAAUAAUUUCUGUCGUCGGAGAUUUACCGGAAAAGUAUGAACAGCGCUCAUUAGAGUCACAAAGGUCGGCAUACUAUCUUUCUAGAAAGCUGUCACAGAAUCUAACGCAAGAACAACCUGAGAGAGUCUUGACCCUAUCGUUCCAGUGUCCACUGCAUAGUCAAGAUUUGAUACCUACGUACAAAGAAUGCGUAGAAUUACUGAACCAUUGGGCUCAUCUUUUCAAAGACGUAGGCUCGAUUUUUUUUGUGGGUGUUUAUCACAGCGUUCCUCUAACCUUGCUGUUAGCCAAAUAUAUCGUACAAAAUAAUGAAGUUCUAGAGUUUGAUGAAAACACUACUGUGAGUGUAUUGAGUUUUCAAUCAUGUUUACAAGGCUAUCGAUUCUGGGACCAUAGCACUGAUUUUACUAGCAAUAGUUAUAAUAACUUGGGUUCCAAUUCAAAUAAUAACGAAAAUGACAAUAAUGAUCAUGAUUCAAAUAAUGAUUUCAUGACAAAGAGCCAACAAAUCAAAGAGAAACAAUUGUUUCAAGGUAUUGACAAAAAGCAACAAGAUACACUAUCAAAAAUCAAAAAUUACAGGAAGAUAGAUUCUAGUGAAUCUAAACUAGUUCAAGAUGCAUUGGAUUGGCUCUUGUUUAAUUGGGAUUCGUUUCGGCUGACAUUCUUUGGCAAGCUUUAUGAUAAUUUCAUGACAAUUUCAGAAAAACUUGCUAUAGAUUAUAAUCAUCCAAAAAUCUUGAGAAAUUUAUGGUGCAAUGGGAAGUAUCUGGGUAUCGACUUAAAGAAUGCUAAUAAUUUAAACCUCGAUACCGGUGACGAAGCAAAUAGCAGCAUUAAUGAUGUCCAUGUAAGAACGCCUAAUUUUGAAUCAAGAUUGAAGAUUCCGUCCAACAGACUUUUCGAAAUAACCUUAUGGGAUAUUUUGAUGAUAACGGAAAAUUUAGGAUAUAAACAGUUCAUUCCCAUAAUUAAUUUGCUAAGUCCGUUUUUUAUUUCAAGGUCAUUCAAUGAUUACACUUUGCCGCCAAAUAUUAGGAAACAGUACCAGAGCAGCACCAAAAUUUGGCUUCAAGAAAUGGACAAUAAAUGGAAAAUCAAUGCUCACCAACUCAAUCAUGACCAAAGAGAGGGUGAAAGCCUCGCCUCGUCAUCGGCAUCAUUGUUACCAGAGGAUAUUUCUACAGUAAGGGAUUUUUUACAGUUUGUGCAGUAUCAGAGCGAAAAAUCCUCGGAUUUCGUAAGAAUAUAUUCAGACAUUUAUGAUGAUGAUAAAGUCUAUAAAUGCUUUCUGUACAAUACAAUUUUCACGAAAAACCCAUUAAACCCUAAACAUUUGUGUUUAAACAUCGACCUCGACACUCCUACGAGCAUAUUGAACACUGUUAAUCAAUAUGAUUUAGUGUGGAAAGUUCAUGAUUCGUUUUCCAAAUUGAUUCAGUUGAAAAAUUUACCGCAGCGAGGGAUACCAUAUGCGCUAAGGCUCUCCAUCUCAUUAAACUGCUUCUUGGAUAGUACUACAACUACUUCUGGGCCCAUCUUUCAGAGGGACAACGUGGAAGCUUUGAGAAGACUAACAGAGAUUUGGCGAACUUAUCAAGAUUGGUCUCCACCAACUAGGGGUUUGAAACACCUACGUGAUAUACUAAGCGUUUUGGCCAUGUAUGACAACCCCAAAAACUUGAUUAAUGAUGUUCGACGUACAUAG
Molecule: messenger RNA, 2493 nt
Organism: Saccharomyces paradoxus
Lineage: Eukaryota; Fungi; Ascomycota; Saccharomycetes; Saccharomycetales; Saccharomycetaceae
Gene: CVM1
Product: Cvm1p
Exons: 1
Coding region: 1-2493 (830 amino acids)
Source: RefSeq, a predicted model, not a curated record